Molecule: messenger RNA, 2285 nt
Organism: Cladocopium goreaui
Lineage: Eukaryota; Dinophyceae; Suessiales; Symbiodiniaceae
Source: the annotation of a GenBank genome assembly
CUUAUUGGCGUCGCGAUCGGACGAUGGCCUCGGCGUCCGAACUGGUGCGGCAACUGAGUGGCGACGAUGUGGAUAGCAUUGUCUCCGCGUGCAAGGCCUUGUCCUCCAUGAACGUGGACAGUGGCUCCGUCGCCAAGCUCCUGUCGCACAAGGAGCCACGAGUUCAAGUGGCCGCUGCCGAGGCGCUGCGCGGCAUGGAAGGCGCGGAGGCGGCCUCGGCAGCGCUGGCGCAGCGGAUGUCGGGCGACAGCUACGUGCGCGUGGCCUGCGCCAAGACGCUGAAGACCUUGGGAACCAAGGCUUCGGCGCAGGCCCCCGUGAUGGGCAAGUUCUUGAAGGACGCCUCCCCGGGCGUCGUGGCCGCUGCCGCCUAUGUGCUCAGUGGCAUGGGCCCCGCCGCGGCGGAGCACGUGGCGGCAUUGGAAGCGGCCUUGGGGAACGAGAGCGAAGACAUUUCCACGCAUAUGUUGGCGGCGGCCGGCGUGAUGCCCAAGACUCCCGACGUCUUGCGAAAGCCCGCGUGUGCGGCUGCACAUGCGUUGGGCAUUUUGGGAGGCGCAAGUUGCGUUGGGAAGUUGCUGGACCUUCUCAGCUCAAAGGAUUGGGAAGUGCGUGCCGGAGCCAUCAAUGCCCUGAUACAGAUUGGGCUGGACCCAGAUCGGAUGGAGUCCCAAUUCAUUGACCUCCUGAAGGACCCGGCGCCCGCCGUGGCCGCGGCCGCGUGCCGCGCCCUGGGGCAGCUGAAGAGCUCCUCGUCCAGCGCAGCGGCGGUGGCGGAGCUGCUGCAGGAUGCCAGUCCCAUGGUGAAGGCCAGUGCGGUGGAGAGUCUCUCCUGCAUGGGCGAUGAGGCAGAAGCCUUCUUGGAACCUUUGUGUAAGUUGUUCAACGACAAGUCGCCUUUGGUGCGCUGCGCUGCCGUGAAAGCCGUUGCCGGCUGUGGCGAGCUGGGCCAGAUGUAUGCAUCGGAGGUCUGCCGUUUGACCGGCAACCCGGACGCCAAGACGCGGGCCACGGCCAUUCAGGCCCUGACGGAGAUGGGCGAACGCGGCGCCUGUUUCGAGGAGGAGGUGGAGAUGUGUUUGAGCGAUGCGGAUCCCUUCGUCGCAUCUGCUGCGCAGAAAGCGGUGCAGCAGUUUGCCGGGAUCAAGAUGGCUUCGGCGGCGGCCAUUAAGGAUGCCGCGGAGAUCGCCGCGCCUGCAGCCAAAGCAUUGCCUGCACCGGCAGCGACAUCGGGGUCCAGCAAGCUGGCCGUGGGGUUGCUAUUUCCGGGGCAAGGCUCCCAAUAUGUGAAGAUGUUAGCCGAAGUGAAGGAUAUGCCGAGUGUCAAGGAGAUGCUGAGCACGGCGCAGAAGAUUCUGGGUUACGACAUCUUGAAAUUAUGCCUCGAAGGCCCUGAAGAGCAGCUGGAGCAGACCAAAUACUGCCAGCCUGCUAUGUACAUUGGUGGCCUCGCAGCCUUUGAGUUAUUAAAGAAGGAGAAUCCCAAGGCGGCAGAGAACUUCCGGGCUGUCGCGGGGUUGAGCUUGGGCGAGUACACGGCCCUGACCGUGGCGGGUGUCUUCGACUUCGAGACAGGGCUGCGCUUGGUGAAGUUCCGUGGCGAAGCCAUGCAGCAAGCUGCCGAGGCCUCCCCGCAGAAGAUGAUUUCAGUGGCAGGCCUCGCCAAGGAGGUCUUAGACAAGCUUUGCGCCGAGUGCAGGUCGGGUCCUGAUGACGUGUGCCAGGUCGCCAAUUUCCUGUUCCCCAACGGCUUCUCCUGUGCAGGCAGCGCCAGUUCUGUGGAGAAGCUGCUGAAAAAGGCUGGUGAUACUCAAGGGUGCCUUCAGGCGAAGGCUCUGAAGACCUCUGGGGCCUUCCACACCAAGUGCAUGGAACCGGCCAGAAGUCAGUUGCUCACAGCCUUGAAGGAAGUGGAGUCAAAGAUGCAACCACCCAACUGCGAUGUGUACGUGAAUUUGACCGGUAACAAGAUUCUACCAGGCACGCCGGUCCCAGAGAUCAUCGAUCUCUUGGCGGAUCAGCUGACAAAUUGUGUUUUGUGGGAUCCUGCCAUGGGAGCCAUGCUGAAAGAUGGCAUCAGCGAGUUCUAUGAGUGCGGACCAAUGAAGCAGUUGAAGGCGAUGAUGAAGCGUAUCAACCAGGAUGCCUGGAAGAACACUCAGAACAUCCACGUUUGAGCCGCAACCAGACCGUGGAGAGAUAUGUUUUCUUCAUCUUAUAUAGUCAUUCAAUAUCUAAAGGACAGGCAGAUGCUCCAUCUUGUUGAUUUCUGAACAUAUUUUCUG